UUUCUUCUCUGCCUGGGAAGCUGGGAAGCAUGAGAGUGCAGCCCUGCCGCUGCGGCGGCCGCCCCGGCUCCUCGCCUCCCCGUCUUCUUGCCGCCCCUCGCCGGUGAGAGAAGAGAACGCGAGAAGGGAAGAUGGGGGCCGUCCUGAGGAGCCUCCUGGCCUGCAGCUUCUGUGUGCUCCUGAGAGCGGCCCCUUUGUUGCUUUAUGCAAACAGACGGGACUUGCGAUUGGUUGAUGCUACAAAUGGCAAAGAGAAUGCUACGAUUGUAGUUGGAGGCUUGGAGGAUGCAGCUGCGGUGGACUUUGUGUUUGGUCAUGGCUUGAUAUACUGGAGUGAUGUCAGCGAAGAAGCCAUUAAACAAACAGAAUUUAACAAAACUGAGAGUGUACAGCGUGUUGUUGUUUCUGGAAUAUUGUCCCCCGAUGGGCUGGCAUGUGAUUGGCUUGGAGAAAAAUUGUACUGGACAGAUUCCGAAACUAAUCGGAUUGAAGUUUCUAAUUUAGAUGGAUCUUUACGAAAAGUUUUAUUUUGGCAAGAGUUGGAUCAACCCAGAGCUAUUGCCUUAGAUCCUACAAGUGGGUUCAUGUACUGGACAGACUGGGGAGAGGUGCCAAAGAUAGAACGUGCUGGAAUGGAUGGUUCAAGUCGCUUCAUUAUAGUAAACAGUGAAAUUUACUGGCCAAAUGGACUGACUGUGGAUUAUGAAGAACGAAAGCUUUAUUGGGCAGAUGCAAAACUUAAUUUCAUCCACAAAUCAAAUCUGGAUGGAACAAAUCGGCAGGCAGUGGUUAAAGGUUCCCUUCCACAUCCUUUUGCCUUGACGUUAUUUGAGGACACAUUGUACUGGACUGACUGGAACACACACUCCAUUUUGGCUUGCAACAAGUAUACUGGUGAGGGUCUGCAUGAAAUCCAUUCUAACAUCUUCUCUCCCAUGGAUAUACAUGUCUUCAGCCAACAGAGGCAGCCAAAUGCUACAAAUCCAUGUGCAAUUGACAAUGGUGGUUGUUCCCAUUUGUGUUUGAUGUCACCAGUCAAGCCUUUUUAUCAGUGUGCCUGCCCCACUGGGGUCAAACUCCUGGAGAAUGGAAAAACUUGCAAAGAUGGUGCCACUGAAUUACUACUUUUAGCUCGAAGGACAGACUUGAGACGCAUUUCUUUGGAUACACCAGAUUUUACAGACAUUGUUCUGCAGUUAGAAGACAUCCGUCAUGCCAUUGCCAUAGAUUACGAUCCUGUGGAAGGCUACAUCUACUGGACUGAUGAUGAAGUGAGGGCCAUACGCCGUUCAUUCUUAGAUGGAUCUGGCAGUCAGUUUGUGGUCACUGCUCAAAUUGCCCAUCCUGAUGGUGUUGCUGUGGACUGGAUUGCACGAAAUCUUUAUUGGACAGACACUGGCACUGAUCGAAUAGAAGUGACAAGGCUCAAUGGGACCAUGAGGAAGAUAUUGAUUUCAGAGGACUUAGAAGAACCCCGGGCUAUUGUGUUAGAUCCCAUGGUUGGGUACAUGUAUUGGACUGACUGGGGAGAAAUUCCAAAAAUUGAACGAGCAGCUCUGGAUGGUUCUGACCGUGUAGUACUGGUUAACACAUCUCUUGGUUGGCCAAAUGGUUUAGCCUUGGAUUAUGAUGAAGGCAAAAUAUACUGGGGAGACGCCAAAACAGACAAAAUUGAGGUUAUAAAUACUGAUGGCACUGGGAGACGAGUAUUAGUGGAAGACAAAAUUCCUCACAUAUUUGGAUUUACUUUAUUGGGUGACUACGUUUACUGGACUGACUGGCAGAGGCGUAGCAUUGAAAGAGUACAUAAACGAAGUGCAGAGAGGGAAGUUAUCAUAGAUCAGCUGCCUGACCUCAUGGGCCUAAAGGCCACAAAUGUUCAUCGAGUGAUUGGUUCCAACCCCUGCGCGGAGGAAAACGGGGGAUGUAGUCAUCUCUGCCUCUAUAGACCUCAGGGCCUUCGCUGUGCUUGCCCUAUUGGCUUUGAACUCAUCAGUGACAUGAAGACCUGCAUUGUCCCAGAGGCUUUCCUUUUGUUUUCACGGAGAGCAGAUAUCAGACGAAUUUCUUUGGAAACAAACAAUAAUAAUGUGGCUAUUCCACUCACUGGUGUCAAGGAAGCUUCUGCUUUGGAUUUUGAUGUGACAGACAACCGAAUUUACUGGACUGAUAUAUCACUCAAGACCAUCAGCAGAGCCUUUAUGAAUGGCAGUGCUCUGGAACACGUGGUAGAAUUCGGCUUGGAUUAUCCAGAAGGCAUGGCAGUAGACUGGCUUGGGAAGAACUUGUACUGGGCAGACACAGGAACAAAUCGAAUUGAGGUGUCAAAGUUGGAUGGGCAGCACCGACAAGUUUUGGUGUGGAAAGACCUAGAUAGUCCCAGAGCUCUAGCAUUGGACCCUGCUGAAGGAUUUAUGUAUUGGACUGAAUGGGGUGGAAAACCUAAGAUAGACAGAGCUGCAAUGGAUGGAAGUGAACGUACUACCUUAGUUCCAAAUGUGGGGCGGGCAAAUGGCCUGACUAUUGAUUAUGCUAAAAGGAGGCUUUAUUGGACAGACCUGGACACCAACUUAAUAGAAUCUUCAAAUAUGCUUGGACUUAACCGUGAAGUUAUAGCAGAUGACUUGCCUCAUCCUUUUGGCUUAACUCAGUACCAAGAUUAUAUCUACUGGACAGACUGGAGCCGACGCAGCAUUGAGCGUGCCAACAAAACCAGUGGCCAAAACCGCACCAUCAUUCAGGGCCAUUUGGAUUAUGUGAUGGACAUCCUCGUCUUUCACUCCUCUCGGCAGUCAGGGUGGAAUGAAUGUGCUUCCAGCAAUGGGCACUGCUCCCACCUCUGCUUGGCUGUGCCAGUUGGGGGUUUUGUAUGUGGAUGCCCUGCCCACUACUCUCUUAAUGCUGACAACAAGACUUGUAGUGCUCCUACCACUUUCCUGCUCUUCAGUCAAAAGAGUGCCAUCAACCGCAUGGUGAUUGAUGAACAGCAGAGCCCUGACAUCAUCCUUCCCAUCCACAGCCUUCGGAAUGUCCGGGCCAUUGACUAUGACCCACUGGACAAGCAACUCUAUUGGAUUGACUCACGACAAAACAUGAUCCGAAAGGCACAAGAAGAUGGCAGCCAGGGCUUUACUGUGGUUGUGAGCUCUGUUCCGAGUCAGAACCUGGACAUACAACCUUAUGACCUCAGCAUUGAUAUUUACAGCCGCUAUAUCUACUGGACUUGUGAGGCUGCCAAUGUCAUUAAUGUGACAAGAUUAGAUGGGAGAUCAAUUGGAGUGGUGCUAAAAGGCGAGCAGGACAGACCUCGAGCCAUUGUGGUAAACCCAGAGAAAGGGUAUAUGUAUUUUACCAAUCUUCAGGAAAGGUCUCCUAAAAUUGAACGGGCUGCUUUGGAUGGGACAGAACGGGAGGUCCUCUUUUUCAGUGGCUUAAGUAAACCAAUUGCUUUAGCCCUUGAUAGCAGGCUGGGCAAGCUCUUUUGGGCCGAUUCAGAUCUCCGGCGAAUUGAAAGCAGUGACCUCUCAGGUACCCAAGAAAUAUGUUUUCUUAUUUUGAUUCGAGUUUUUAAGAUGAUUCAUCUAUUGUGUUUUUCUUGCAUCAUAUGUUUUUGGGCACAUUUCCUGGCAGUUUUAUUCAUUAUAUGUAGUCAUCAGGUUGUUUACACAUGGCUCCUAAAUUUUCUGAAACAUGGUUUUAAUGUCACUGCUUUCCUUAAAAAAAUCCUCACGGGAAACCUUCUAGUCUCCUGCAUGAGACUAAAAGGGCUACCUGAUGUUCUGGGUGUUGGGAAAGGUCUCCCCAAUUGGAAAUUUUUUAAAAAGUCCAAGCUGGUUAUACAUUUGAUUUUCAUAAAUAGUUUUGACAGGUUGUCCCUCUUUCUCUUCUCCCCUUCCCCCUUCUCUCCCCUCUUUUCCCUUCCUCUCCCCAUCCUCACCUCUUCUCUUCUCUUUGCAGGACAGCACCCUUGUGCUCAGGAUAAUGGUGGCUGUUCACAUAUCUGUCUUGUAAAGGGGGAUGGUACUACAAGGUGUUCUUGCCCCGUGCACCUGGUUCUGCUUCAAGAUGAGCUAUCAUGUGGAGAACCCCCAACAUGUUCUCCUCAGCAGUUUACUUGUUUCACGGGGGAAAUUGACUGUAUCCCUGUGGCUUGGCGAUGCGAUGGGUUUACUGAAUGUGAAGACCACAGUGACGAACUCAAUUGUCCCGUAUGCUCAGAGUCCCAGUUCCAGUGUGCCAGUGGGCAGUGUAUUGAUGGUGCCCUCCGGUGCAACGGAGAUGCAAACUGCCAGGACAAAUCAGAUGAGAAGAACUGUGAAGUGCUUUGUUUAAUUGAUCAGUUCCGCUGUGCCAAUGGUCAGUGCAUUGGAAAGCACAAGAAGUGUGAUCAUAAUGUGGAUUGUAGUGACAAAUCAGAUGAACUGGAUUGUUAUCCAACUGAAGAACCAGCACCACAGGCCACCAAUACAGUUGGUUCUGUUAUUGGAGUAAUUGUCACCAUUUUUGUGUCUGGAACCAUAUACUUUAUCUGCCAGAGGAUGUUGUGUCCACGUAUGAAAGGAGAUGGGGAAACCAUGACUAAUGACUAUGUAGUUCAUGGACCAGCUUCUGUGCCUCUUGGUUAUGUGCCACACCCAAGUUCUUUGUCAGGAUCUCUUCCAGGAAUGUCUCGAGGUAAAUCAAUGAUAAGCUCCCUCAGUAUCAUGGGGGGUAGCAGUGGACCCCCCUAUGAUCGAGCUCAUGUUACAGGAGCAUCAUCAAGCAGUUCUUCAAGCACCAAAGGCACUUACUUCCCUGCAAUUUUGAACCCUCCACCAUCCCCAGCCACAGAACGAUCACAUUACACUAUGGAAUUUGGAUAUUCUUCAAACAGUCCUUCUACUCAUAGGUCAUACAGCUACAGACCAUAUAGUUACCGGCACUUUGCACCCCCCACCACACCCUGCAGCACAGAUGUUUGUGACAGUGACUAUGCUCCUAGCCGGAGAAUGACCUCAGUGGCAACAGCCAAGGGCUAUACCAGUGACUUGAACUAUGAUUCAGAACCUGUGCCCCCACCUCCCACACCUCGAAGCCAAUACUUGUCGGCAGAGGAGAACUAUGAAAGCUGCCCGCCUUCUCCAUACACAGAGAGGAGCUAUUCUCAUCACCUCUACCCACCGCCACCCUCUCCCUGUACAGACUCCUCCUGAGGAGGGGCCCUCCUCCUCUGACUGCCUCCAACGUAAAAAUGUAAAUAUACAUUUGGUUGAGAUCUGGAGGGGGGGAGGGAGCUUUUAGAGAAGGAUGAGGCAGACCAUGUACAGUUAAAAUUAUAAAAUGGGGUAGGGAAUACUGGAGAUAUUUGUACAGAAGAAAAGAAUAUUUAUAUAUUUUCUUAAAACAGCAGAUUUGCUGCUUGUGCCAUAAAAGUUUGUAUAAAAAAAUAAAUUUGUACUAAAAGUUUUAUUUUUGCAAACUAAAUACACAAAGCAUGCCUUAAACCCAGUGAAGCAACUGAGUACAAAGGAAACAGGAAUAAUAAAGGCAUCACUGACCAGGAAUGUCUGGGCUUUGCUGAUACCAAAAAAAAAAAAAGAGAGAAAGAAAAACUAUUAAGUCCAUCUCAGAGCAGCAAACCAUAGAUACUUGGUAGUAGCCAAAUAGCCUUCAGUUAACUAACAUUUGAGGGCCAACAAGUAAGAAAUCAUGAAAGAAAAAAAAAAAGAAAUUAAUACUAACCUUGGAUAAGGUUAGUAUGUCUUGGAAUUUCUCUAGGAAUCCAACAAUAUUAGUGAGGAAAGUAGAUAUUUAUAAAAAUCCAUUCUGGGUGUUUCUGUUGUAGGAGGAUCAGCCCUCUGAUAAGAUGCUAUGAAGCUGUGUGUGUGCAAGUCUUCUGUCCCUACCUUUAGAAUUCAUACCUCUGUCAAAAAUGAAUUUUUUCUCUUGGUAUUUUUACCUUGCUGCCUCCCCCAGCAACUUGGUAGGUCAUUUUGCCAAGAUACCAUGAUUUAUUUAAGCUUUUAAGCUGAGGCAUUGACUAAAUGGAAUUUUCUAAAUUAAAGUUUGAUUUUAAUAUUUCUACUAGCUCCAUUCCCCAGUAAGCUUAGCUCUUCAAUUCGACUGCUGUUUUUUGCAUAAUGAUCAAGACAUAUUAUUGCUCUUCUUCCAAGAUUGUUUUAAUGCUCAUUAAAAUGUCUUUUUACAACACAUAUAGACAAUGUUUAAGAAUUAAAAAUUUAACCAUUAUGUUUUUGUUGUAAAGUAAUCAUAUAUCCUUGCACUACUUUCAGCAUAUAUCACAGUAUGAAAUCAUUUUUAUAUAUUUUUUUUGAGUAAAACAUUUAAUUAUGUUCUGGUUAGAGACAAUCUACUUAAAAAGAAUUUUUUUCUUAUUAGGAUUUUCCCUAUAUUAACAGUUUUUGACGUUUUCAUGUUCUUUAGGCUGGUUUUUCUCAGAGUGAUGUCUACAUACAUGCCUCUUCUAAUGUGUGACACGAGUUCAACAUCAUCCCGUUACCCACUGUGAAUGUUAGGCUGUUUUCAAAUUAUCCACAAGUUAUUCUUGUAAUCACCUCAUAUUUUUACGUGCAUUCUCUCUUACCCAUUAUGGAUUAAGGUAAUUUAACAAAUUUAACAAUGGGGAUUAAAUGAGAAGGCCAACUAUUAACUUCUCAGCUGUCAGAAUUUGGGUGGAAGGAAUAAUGGCAGCCUCUUUCAUGAUCUGCCUGACCUGCUGUCAUGUAUGGUACUGGGGCUGCUAAUUCUUCAGCUAUCAGGGCUGACCUGUGGAAUGAUUCAAGUGCUUGCUCUGCCAUCUUGCUAGAAGUUAGUGUCCUGCUUUUUACACAUGUCUAGCAUUUCUCUGCUAAAAUUGAAUGUUUUAAAGCUAAUGUAUUUUUACCUUAAGAGAUGUUGGUUAGUUAAUUAUUGAUUUUUUUUUUUUUUUUUUCUCUUUUAAUUCUGUUUUGCUAAGGCCUCUGGGUUUCAGGGCCCAAGAGAAAACAGUGGAAGAAAGGAUUCAGAAUUUUGGCAAGGGUGAAGUAACUUUUCAUGCAAUUAAAAAAUACCCAAGUAAAGUUUUUAAAGAGAAAAUUGUGGUUUUAGAAUAAUGCUAAUUGUUGGGUACUGUUUAUAAGAAUCAGGUGCACUUGAUUUUGCAUAUAAGCAAAUGGUAAAUUCAUCAGUGUCCUACUUUUCAGUCAGAUAAGCGUUAACGCUUCCUGUUGCUGGAACUAAGUGCCCACAGUCUCAGAUGAAAUGGACAUUGAACUUGCAUUCUGUGAUACACAGGGGCACUUGAUGCCUAAACGAAGAUGGAAAGGUUAGCAAUAACUGGGUGUCGAUUAGAAUCUGAGAAUUCUAUAUGUUUACAUUUUUAAAUGUGCAUCUUUAUCUGGUAGGCUUCCCAUGUGGGAACUUGCACUAUCAUAAACUAAGAAGAAUAUGCCUUGUUUAUCCCAGUCCAGGUGCUUGUACUGCGAUGGCAAUGGCCUCUUCUUGCAAAAUACUAAUUUGUGUGCCAAUUUGUUUAAAGUUAUUUGAAGGCAGUUCAGCUUAAACUCAGUAUUCUCUUUCUGGGGUAGAUGAGAUGGAUUCUUAAUAUUUCUGGGAGUACGUUUUAAUGAAAGAAUUGUCAAAUUUGGAAAGAUUUAUUGACUGUUAGGUUAAAUGGACAGUUAAGCUUAAGUAAACUGUAUAUUGAUUAUUAAACAAGAGCUGUAUUGGAAAAGCUGAGAGGAAAUACAUGAGACCACAAAUUAGGGGGAAAAAAGAAAAGGGAUUUUAAAAUUUGGCAUAUUAAAUUCAUUGUCCAAGGGGCAAAAUGAAUGCUUCAUUAGAUUCCUUAUAUGCAAAAGUAUUUAUUUUGAACAUGUGUCAUAAAAUAUUCGCACUAACUGAUGUGAUUAAAAUUAUC
Messenger RNA from Sapajus apella (tufted capuchin), 7897 nucleotides. RefSeq names its product LDL receptor related protein 6 (gene LRP6). NCBI's taxonomy places the organism in Eukaryota, Metazoa, Chordata, Mammalia, Primates, Cebidae. The transcript has 24 exons. Gene Ontology annotation, biological process: Wnt signaling pathway involved in somitogenesis; canonical Wnt signaling pathway; chemical synaptic transmission. The record is from RefSeq and is a predicted model, not a curated record. Bases 132 to 5192 code for a protein of 1686 amino acids. Gene Ontology annotation, molecular function: Wnt receptor activity; Wnt-protein binding.